Molecule: messenger RNA, 2440 nt
Organism: Nematostella vectensis (starlet sea anemone)
Lineage: Eukaryota; Metazoa; Cnidaria; Anthozoa; Actiniaria; Edwardsiidae
Exons: 1
Coding region: 168-899 (243 amino acids)
Molecular function (GO): nucleic acid binding
Source: RefSeq, a predicted model, not a curated record
AGCAUUGUGGCGCGAUACAUCCAGCAUGGGAGCUGCCAAGAGGCGGACCGAAUCACGUGCGCGAAGUCAUCAACGAGAACUGCCUUCUCACCCUACAGCAAAUCAUCCGACAGCUCAGGGCACGUCUCCCUGCUAAACCUGAGGUCCAUGACCGGACAGUGGCGAGGAUGCUGGACGGGAUGCUUUACCGGGUUAAGCUCGCCAGACCACUACCCGCGGACAGAAACAGACCAGAUGUUCUGCAAAAAAGGGUGGAGUACGCCAACUGGUUCAUGGCCAUUGGUGUUGUAAGACAUUGUAUCUUUAUAGACGAAUGUGGGUACAAUAUUUGGACCGCCAGAAACCACGGAAUGGCAAGGCUAGGAGAAAGAGCAUGCCGACAGGUGUGUAGGCAGCGUGGCCGAAAUCUAACUGUCACGAUGGCAAUAUCCCCGAUUAAUAUGCUGAUAUUCCAUUCAGCAUUAGUUGUAGGUAUGAAUGCUGGACGAUUUGCGGAUUUUUUGACGCAAGUGCGGCUAAAUCUUGAUCCUGACGAGAACGUCGUGUUAAUUUAUGAUGGGGCACCAGCGCACCGCAACGCCGUUAACCCGGGCCCAAAUACAGAAAUAAAGAUGUUGCCGCCCUACAGUCCGUUUCUUGAUCCUGCAGAGCAGGCAAUAAGUUGUUUGAAAGCAGCGAUAAAGGCAGAUAUUUCACGGCCUCAAAUACAGGCAGAUAUGAACAACAGAGAUGAAGCAAGGAACAGAGGAGUACCAUUAGGUAUUUAUCGCACAAAUUUGUUGCUGGAAGCGCUUCCACGAAACAUCAACACCAUCACACAGCCAAAAUGUGCCGAAUGGUAUAGGUCCAUGCAAACCUAUCUACCACGCUGCCUCAACGGCGAAAUGAUCGAAGGGUGAUUUUUUAGUACUAGUAUCAUUUAUUUUGCAUGUAUGUGCAUUAUUAGGGCGCAAAUAAACGAUAAGUAAUUGAAUAAUUAUUUUAGGAUAUUGUUUGUCAUAAAGGGCUUAUUGUUUGUACGGAGGCGCUAACGUUUGUAAGAAGCACGCAAAUGACUUUCACAAAAUACUAUUGUUUGCACUUGCUGUAAUAAAAAUGUUAAUGAAUAUUUCGUUCACUGUAUUGAUUGCGAGGUCUUGUAUUGAUAUUUUGUUUGUGUUAUUGUUAUGUAUCAACGCGCCAAUGAAAAUAGAUUUUUUAUUCCGGGUUGUCGAAUAGUGUAAAUGAAUGUGAAAAAAAUGCAAUUGUGUGCACUCAAUUAUGUAAAGUUCGUUAAUGUAUUUCCGUUAGUUCGAAUGAUUUUACUUUCGCUUAAAUGACAGUACAUAGGCGUAAGUGUUUGUAAUUUUGGCUAAAAUGAAUGCGUAUUUCUCGGUAAUGAAAAGCAAAAGGUGUAAAAGACACUGCGGGUAGAAGACUUGUCUUGACUGCGAUUCUGUUUACUUUAUACUAUAUAAGCACAAUGAAUCAAGGCUCAUUUUUAUUGCUAUAUUAUCUUGAUGGUUGACAUUAAUUAUUAUAAUAGAUUAUGUGAUAAAGUAGCUAUGAUUUGCCCAGAAAGAGAUGUAUUAAUUUAUGCAGCUUAAAUGGUCUCAGAACUAUUUUCGCGUUAGCUUAUGAGAGCUUUUAAAAAGCAUCGUGAAACAGUGCUGGUGUUUUCGAAGACAAUUGGGGGUGUUAAGAGUUGGGUGUUUUGGAACAUUAAUGUUCAGCCAAUUCUCCAUACGCUAAAAGUUCCCGAUAUUGCGCUGCUUCAACGAGACUGAGGUUCUGUUUAAAGUGCGCCAGCAUUGCGGACAUAGCUGCGCUAAGUUGAUUAUUCCAAGGAGUUGGAAAUAUUGGUGGACUACUUCACGACAUUGUGUACAAACGGUACCAGUAUUGCUUGGUGGGACAAAGGGCGUUGGUGGGCCCAGCAAGACCUCAAGUUGGACAUCAACGACAGGAACGACGUGACCAAAAAAAGCUUUCGUGCUUAGCGCUCAAUUCUUAACUAGUUUUUUGUAAAAAAUCUCUCGUUUUUUUAGUCCCCCAAAAAAACCUAAAGACAAGCCUUGAAUCUUAUUUCUAACAUAGCGAAUAAGGAAAGUCUAGUUCUCAGCUCACACGUCUCCGUUUCACGCUUAACCGUGAAACUAGGGGUUUUCACGUUCCAAAUUAAAGAAAAGCGGCUGAAAUGUAUCAGACAGAAACAUUUCAGAAUGCAUUUCACGUCUGGCCCUUUGAAUUUCUUAUUGUUUUAUGCCAUCGCCGUUCACGUUGCUGUUGUCUUUGCUUAAAUUCCCUAAUAUGUAGUAGCUCACCAGCAUUUCCCUUUUCUGUGAUAAAAAAAACAAAGCUCUUACAGAAAUACUGGCGCUAUGCAUCACACAGGAGCUUUAAACCACGAAGUGUAUUUCCUCAUGAUACAAAAAUACUAAAUAAAGAAGCGAGAAAUUGA